This is a messenger RNA of Phyllopteryx taeniolatus (common seadragon), 1226 nucleotides long. RefSeq lists its product as uncharacterized. The transcript is spliced from 6 exons. The record is from RefSeq and is a predicted model, not a curated record. Lineage: Eukaryota; Metazoa; Chordata; Actinopteri; Syngnathiformes; Syngnathidae. Bases 167 to 964 code for a protein of 265 amino acids. Gene Ontology annotation, cellular component: membrane.
AAGAAGUUUGAGAAGCACUGCGCGAUUGUGAUCUGAGGCGGGCGCGUUAAAGGGUUAAACAUUCGGAGGAGGUUUUCCGGGAACAACUCGAAAGUCGUCCUCGGCCCUCACACGUCAUCCAGGACUUGAUCGGCUUUGUUCCAAUCUCCACACGGAGACACACAGGAUGUCGGUGACCAUGACCAAGGCGGACGGAGUGAUGAUACUGACGCUGACCUCCAACCCCAAAAGUCGCUUCCCCCCCCUGUGCCAAAUCUUUGGGGGCCUGUGCUACAGCCCCGCGUGCUGCUCAGUGUCCCGCCACCUGAGGGGCGUCACGGGGACUUCUCAGUCCGUUCUGGGGGCGCUGCACAUCAUGGUGGGCUUGCUCAACAUCGGCCUGGGCGCCAUCCUCAUGUGCAGUGGGCAUGCCUCCAGCUGGGAAAUGGAUUCAAGCGCCUUUCCUCACUGGUUGGGAGCACUGUUCAUCGUCUUCGGCAUCGUCUGCAUUUUGUCCGAGAAGUUCCCGAGUCCGUGUCUGGUGUUGGUCAAUGUGAUUCUGAACUUCUCGGGCAUCGCCUUCGCUAUCGCCGGCAUCGUCCUUUACGCCAAGAACGUGGCCUACGUGUACUUGUGGCGAGAGUGCCGAGAUUACGACGUUUACGACGGUUACGAGUCCGGCAGGCUCACCGCGACCACCCCGAGUCCCGCCGCGCAAAAUUAUUUGGAGCGCUGCAGGGAGGGGAAAGCCCUGACUCUGAUGUUGCUGAGAGGCGUCAACGGCGUCGCCAUCGUGCUGUGCGUUCUGGAACUGUGCCUGGUCGUCAGCUCCUGCGUGCUCGCCAUCAAAUCUUUGUGCCGCAGCGGCGACGACGACGACGACGACGACAGCGACGGCGACGGCAGCUGCGACGACCGCUGGCAGCAGAGCCGCGCCAAAGCAGACGGAGGAUACGAGCCGCUCCCGGAGGAAGUCGUGGCGUGAACGCGCCGCAUUCAUUCAUUCAUUCAUUCAUUCAUUCAUUUUCAUAGAUUUAAUUAAUAUUAAUAAUUUGUUUAUAUUAUAUUUUACAGUUCAUUUGAAUUGUAUUUCAUUUAUUACAAAACAUUUUAUUGCUCCAUUUUUGUAAUAAAUAUCAAAACUAAAUUAGGUGAUUUGAAUGAAUUGUCCAAUUAACUCAUUGUUUUUUUUUUUUUGAUGACUCAUCUGAAAAAAAAUAAAUAAAAAGGCUUGUAUUAUCUUUUGA